AGACGGGAAACAUGACAGACGCCAGUACACAAGCAGCUUUUGCGUAAACAUAGAACUGCCUGGGAAAGCAGAACAACAACUAACAAAUUGUAAAUAAUUAUUGUUCUGCAUAAACUGAAGUAACAGAACUGCAGGAGAGAUGGCAUGGAUUGUGAAUUUAUGGACGAUCAUUCUUCUGACUUUUUCUAACCGCUUCGUUUGGACAAAUGAAACCCAAUCAAAUUCUUCACCCACCCUCAGUGUGACUCCAAGCCCUUCAGCUUCAACAAAACCACUGGAUUAUUUUGAGAAGUUCAUCAGCAUUAAGCUGGGUGAGAAGAUUAAUCUGAGCUGCACAAAUCGCACAUGGAGCACAAUGCUGUUUGAUACCUGGGAGUUAAAGAACACGGACAAAACGUGCAGAAUUGCACACAGCAAUAGCGAGCCUCCUGUCAAUAAUUGUAAUGAUGGAAGAACCAUUACCAAUACAACUGAAGGAAGAUCACAGCUGUACAUACCCUCAUUUAAAUAUACAUAUGAAGGGAUUUACAUAUGUGAGACAGCUUUCCAACGUGGGAGCCACAAAAUAUUGUUUAAACUAUCUGCCAUAGUUCAACCAGAGAUAAGUGGAAGAAUUGAAUAUUCUACCACUGACAAUCAUUACGUGGCUGUGUGUAAAGCUUCCAAUGGGAAACCAAAUGCAAGCAUAUCAUGGUCAUCAGAUGAAAAUGUAACCGAAAAGGUCACUUACAACUGGAAUCGUACCUUUACAGUGGAAAGCAGGCGUAUCAUACCUUACAGUACAUCUAUGGGGAAUGUCACCUGCAUAGUCAGUCAUCCAUAUUGGAAUGAAUCACAAACUUACACUAUUCCCUACAUAAGAGGCACAGCUCAAGAGCCAAAUAAACUAAUCUACUGGAUUGUCGUUAUUGCCUGUUUAUUUUGUGUUCUAUUGAUUAUUUUUGUAACAUCUUUUGUUUGCAUAAAAAAGCACCUAGCUGACCUCAGAAAUUGUUGCAAGUCAACCAUCCCUGUAGCAACUGCACCAACCAAAACUCAGCAGGAUGUGGAAGAAGUUGAACCUUAUGCAAGCUAUGUAGAAAGGGUGAACUCCAUCUACAAUUCAUCAGCAGAGCUGUGUAACGUGUAGACAUAUUGCCAUCAUGUGGCUGAAUAACCAACUCCAUGUACUGUAAGAAGAAAAGAGUUUGACUGGAAGUCAAAGUGAGGAAAUGGAUUGUGAAAAACAAAUCAAGGAACUCAUUUGAAUCUUCACUUGCACCAAGAUUUUGUAUUCUUUUUACACUAUAAACCUGGUUUUGCAGAAGCCUGUUCCGAAGUGGCUUUGAUGACUAAGUGGCUUUCUUUUUUUUUUUUUACUUGUGCAACAGCAAUAUGCCAGGACCCUAUGGACAGGAAUAUAUACUUUCCUAUGACUCAGUCCGGAGUGAGAACGUGUUCAAUGUUUCUGUACCAGGAAUUCAUUUUAGUGUGUGCAAUUGAGCCAUUACUUGUAGAGUUCAUGACUUUACAGUUUUAAGAGCUUUCACCUUUGUGUGUAAACGUAUAUGUCUGGUACCAAUAUAUAUUGUAAACAUAUUGUGUGUAUUUAAAUGUAUCAAUUAAUAGUCAGUAUAAAAUGCCAUUUUUAAUUAGCUUGCCUGUGAAAUAACGUGCCAUAUUGUAAGCAUUGAAUGAUUGUUAUAUAGCAAAUUUACAUGCAUUCAUGUGUGCUAGAAUUUACUAAUUGAUGGAUGGAAGCAAUUAUUGGGCUAAUACUGCAGUUUUUGCAUUUGACAAAUGUAUUGUCAUUCUGUAAUGAGUUUGUUGUCUUACAAAUUCCGAUGGAUAAAGCGUUUUAUCCACCCAGGUAUUGGUUCUUUACACUCAAUUAUUUUGUAUGCACAGCAACCAGCAAUAAUACAAUUGUCACUCGUUCAGAUUAUUAAUCAUUCCUCAAUGCCUUACUCAAGGACAGUCAAUUGUAGAAGUACUGCUCCACCUAGUGGUGAAAAAAACAACUUCCCUGAAUUGACUCCUUUAUUAAUGAAAAAAGAAUCAGUGUUUAUAUAGAAAAUACUUAUUUAUUGUACACCUUCCUGCUCAGAUUGAGUGAGCUUGUAUUACUUUAGGUAUUUUUGAACUAUUUUGAGUUAUAAUUUAGCCCUGACAAUAAUGGUCAACAAGAAAGAGUGUUGAGUGGGAAAAUUAGGACGCCUUUCAUUAAAAUGGCUACCAAGCUGACCAUUUUUGUAUCUUUUGUGCUAUUAAAUAACAGUGAGCAAAUGUAUCUAAUUGAAUAUCAAUCUUAUUUAAAUCUGCGGUGUACUAAAAUAUAUGAGGCAUUAAAGUGCAUAUAAAGCUGCCCAUUAGCUUUCUGUGAUUUUUCAAAAGA
Molecule: messenger RNA, 2374 nt
Organism: Acipenser ruthenus (sterlet)
Lineage: Eukaryota; Metazoa; Chordata; Actinopteri; Acipenseriformes; Acipenseridae
Product: cell surface glycoprotein CD200 receptor 2-like
Exons: 7
Coding region: 140-1129 (329 amino acids)
Biological process (GO): regulation of neuroinflammatory response
Molecular function (GO): signaling receptor activity
Source: RefSeq, a predicted model, not a curated record